Molecule: messenger RNA, 1139 nt
Organism: Pseudomyrmex gracilis
Lineage: Eukaryota; Metazoa; Arthropoda; Insecta; Hymenoptera; Formicidae
Gene: Hus1-like
Product: checkpoint protein HUS1
Exons: 3
Coding region: 304-1125 (273 amino acids)
Biological process (GO): nucleotide-excision repair; telomere maintenance; mitotic DNA replication checkpoint signaling
Cellular component (GO): nucleolus; checkpoint clamp complex; site of double-strand break
Source: RefSeq, a predicted model, not a curated record
UAUUAGUCGUGCAUCCUGCAUUAUCGACAAUUUUCUUAUCACAUAUGCAACAACACACUAAAGAUUAUUUUUUUCAAAUAUUUUGCGAUUAAAUUAAAACUUAAUUAACAGGCAUCGAUGAUACAUAUGUAGAUUAAGAUCUUUUCAUUAUUAAUAUAAAUUUAGAUUUUAACACAAUUUUACAAACACUUCGCACAACAAUCGCGCAGCUGCGCUGGCGAGAUUUUUCGCGCCAAUUUCAUAGUUUAUAAUGACGUUUGAUCAUCACACAUGUGUCAACAAUAAAUACACGAUCCAAUCGACAUGAAGUUUAAAUGCAGAAUGGUGGAUGCCGGCUCUAUGCGGGAUUUUACUAGUAUCGUUACUACUAUAUCCCGAAUGGCAAAAUACUGCGUCCUGCGAUUGACACCGGACGAGGUGUGCUUCAACGUUGGCGACGAACGGAUACCUGUGCUCUGGGCCGUGCUCUCUCAGCAAUACUUCUUCACGGAAUAUCUAAUGAGCGGAGUAACACAGGAGGAGAAUGAGAUUUACUUGGAAUUUGAUGCUUCGAUGUUUGCCAGAAGUUUGAACAGUCUCAGAGUGAUGGCGAAAAGUGUAAAGAUUAAAUUGACAAACAAGCGACAGCCUUGUUUGACGUUUGACAUCGAUUUAUCUUCUCUGGCUGUCGAAUCGCGACAAUGUGUGCACGAUGUGCCGGUGAGACUCAUACCGCGCAAAGAAUGGUCGGAGCACAAAAUGCCAGAUAUUCCUGAGUUCGAUAUAUCUGUAGAAGCGCCGCAACUCAAGCGUCUACGACACAUCGUGGAGAGAAUAAAGAAUAUGAGCAACCAAAUAACAUUAAUCGCAAAUAAAACGGGUGCGCUAGUGAUAAAAGCUGAAAUGGACCUUGCUACAGUGUCUACUCAUUUUAAGGAAUUGCAAGUUUGGGAAAGUAAAGAAGAGGAUGCCAAUGAUAUAUCCGCGACUGUAAGCACAAAGAAACUCGCAAUGUUUCUGAGUUGGGAUAUUCUUCAUCCAGACAGUGUCAAGUGUAACAUAUUGGAAAACAAGAUGGUAAAAUUGACUUUGGAUGUUGGAGAGCAUGUUAGAAUGCACUACUUUAUACCAGCCAUUGUCUCUUAAAAAGUAUGAACAAA